Messenger RNA from Vigna angularis (adzuki bean), 1131 nucleotides. RefSeq lists its product as uncharacterized. NCBI's taxonomy places the organism in Eukaryota, Viridiplantae, Streptophyta, Magnoliopsida, Fabales, Fabaceae. The coding region runs from base 427 to 969 and encodes 180 amino acids. The record is from RefSeq and is a predicted model, not a curated record. The transcript is spliced from 2 exons.
CAUUUUCUCUUUCUCCUGUUUGGAUUCAAAAUUUUACUUUUGAAAGCUGUACAAGAGUGCGAGAGAACCACCAUCGCCACUAUCGUUCACCGUCACUAAAAUAGUCAGUCGUUGUCGCUGCAACCAUCAUUGGUUUCGAAGCACAAUUGAAUGACAAAACUAUGGGUUUUGGAGAUUCCCAUCAUUCGUUUUGGAGUUCACAACCAUUUUCGAUUGAUGUCGUUCGUUUAAAUCAUUGAAACGUGUAGCCCCCAGGUUUUCCAAAUCAAAGGCGACGUCAAGCAACCCGUUUUCACUUGCAAGUUCAGCUUCAGGGACAAGAAUCCCGCUCACUUCCCUUCGCCCAACGCGAACAGUACCGCCGAGCGAAAAGGAUGGUCCAUCACCGUUCACGACCUUUCCGGCUCGCCGGUCGCCGCCGCCCCCAUGGCCACGCCCUUUGUCCCUUCCCCGGGUUCGCAGCGGGUCAGCCGCUCCAACCCCGGAGCCUGGCUCAUAAUCCGCCCCGGCGGAGACGGCACGUGGAAGCCCUGGGGCCGCCUCGAGGCCUGGCGUGAGCCCAACAACUCCAACGCCGUGGGCUACCGAUUUCAAAUCCUCCCCGCAACCGCUGACCCAGUCACCCUCGCAGGGUCCACCAUCAGCUCCCAACACGGCGGGAAAUUCACCAUCGACGCUACCUCCGGCGUCACUCCGUUGAACACUCCGCGCGGCAGCUGGGAUCUCGGGUCCGGGUCCAGUUUAGAUUUCGGAUUUGAACCGAAUUCGCUUUUUAACAAGGGGUUUGUGAUGUCAGCGACAGUGGACGGUGAAGGGAAGUGUAGCAAACCCGAAGUGGAGGUUGGGGUACAGCACGUGACUUGCACGGAAGAUGCUGCUGCUCUCGUUGCUCUCGCGGCGGCCCUGGAUUUGAGUAUGGACACUUGCAAGCUGUUCUCCCAGAAACUCCGCAAGGAGUUAAGGCAGUAGAUUCUGGAUUUGGUCUUUUCGAGUUAUACAUGUAAAAUAUCCUAUACAGUAAACUCUACAAGACAGUAGUACACUGACAGGUAGUAGAAUGACAGAGAGAAAUCUAUUAUUGAGAAGUUGAGUUGCCACUGAGGAAUCUAAUCCAAAUGAACCGUGAUGAAG